Messenger RNA from Musa acuminata AAA Group (dessert banana), 927 nucleotides. RefSeq names its product cyclin-D5-3-like. Gene Ontology annotation, biological process: regulation of cyclin-dependent protein serine/threonine kinase activity; mitotic cell cycle phase transition. Gene Ontology annotation, molecular function: cyclin-dependent protein serine/threonine kinase regulator activity. Bases 1 to 927 code for a protein of 308 amino acids. The transcript has 3 exons. Gene Ontology annotation, cellular component: cytoplasm; nucleus; cyclin-dependent protein kinase holoenzyme complex. NCBI's taxonomy places the organism in Eukaryota, Viridiplantae, Streptophyta, Magnoliopsida, Zingiberales, Musaceae. The record is from RefSeq and is a predicted model, not a curated record.
AUGGCCGAGUCAAGUGACUGUGCUCCCCCAUCCGCUCUUAUCUGGAAGGAAGGCGGGCCGGGUUUGGAUGACGAAGACGACGACGGUGUCCUGAAGAAUGACAUGGCGGCGCUCUGCAACGAGAUACUCGCCCUGGAAGCAGACGGCGAAUACGUAGAGUGGCUGUUGAGCAGAGAGAAGGAUCGCGAGAGCAGAACUCGCGACUCGUCGCCCGAGAGCUCGUGCGACCCCGCUCGUUCUGGUGCCAUUCGAUGGAUUGUUGAAGUCGGCUGUCAUCUGUCGAUACGUCGAUCGGUUCCUUCGUCUCUUGGAUUGUCUGUUCCUGAUGGGUUCCCCCUUCGGUUUCUCUUGCAGGCGCAGCGCUGUUUCCGAUUCGGAUUGAGAACGGCGUACACCGCGGUGGCGUACUUUGACCGCUUCUUUGCGCACAAAACCAUUGACACAAUGAAAGGCAAAACCUGGGCAGUCGAAUUGCUGUCGGUGGCAUGCUUGUCGUUGGCGGCGAAGAUGGAAGAACACAGCACGCCUGCGGUCUCAGAAUUCCGAGUGAAAGGCUACAGAUUCAGCAGCGAAGCAGCACAGAGGAUGGAGCUUUUUGUCUUGAGUACAUUAGAGUGGAGGAUGCUUACCGUCACGCCUUUCGCUUAUCUGAACGUCUUCGCAUCCAAGUUUGAUGAACGUGGACAGAAGGGAUUGAUAUCCAAAGCCAUCGACUUCAUCUUUGCAGCUAUGGAAGUGAUGAAUUUAGUGGAUUUCCAACCAUCAACUAUAGCUGCUGCAGCAGUUCUCGCUGCAUGGGAUGCAAGGUUGACUAAAAGGUUGGUGGAAUCCAAGACGAGUCUACUCUCGUGCUGUGGAUCGUUGGACGCCGUAAGUCCUGAAGCUAUAAGCUAUGCAUAUAUUGGUUUCUUAGGAAAUAGAAGUUGA